AGCGGGGCCCCGGAGGGGGGCUGCGCAGGGGGCCGGCGCGUAGCCGGGACUAUGGAGGGGCAGAGCGGCCGCUGCAAGAUCGUGGUGGUGGGGGACGCGGAGUGCGGCAAGACGGCGCUGCUGCAGGUGUUCGCCAAGGACGCCUACCCCGGGAGUUAUGUCCCCACCGUGUUUGAGAACUACACCGCGAGCUUUGAGAUCGACAAGCGCCGCAUUGAGCUCAACAUGUGGGACACUUCAGGUUCCUCUUAUUAUGAUAACGUCCGGCCUCUGGCCUAUCCUGAUUCAGAUGCUGUGCUCAUCUGCUUCGACAUUAGCCGACCAGAAACACUGGACAGUGUCCUCAAAAAGUGGCAAGGGGAGACUCAGGAGUUUUGCCCCAAUGCCAAGGUUGUGCUGGUUGGCUGUAAACUGGACAUGCGCACCGACCUGGCCACACUGAGGGAGCUGUCCAAGCAGAGGCUUAUCCCUGUUACACAUGAGCAGGGCACUGUGCUGGCCAAGCAGGUAGGGGCUGUGUCCUACGUGGAGUGCUCCUCCCGGUCCUCUGAGCGCAGCGUCAGGGAUGUCUUCCACGUGGCCACAGUGGCCUCCCUUGGCCGUGGCCAUAGGCAGCUGCGUCGUACUGACUCACGCCGUGGACUGCAGAGAUCUGCUCAGCUGGCAGGCCGGCCGGACCGGGGGACUGGGACCGAGAGCGAGAUACACAAGGAUCGAGCCAAGAGCUGCAACCUCAUGUGAGGGGCCGGCGUGGGGCAGAGUGUAAGGAGGGGCGGUGAGGGCACAGCUGUUCCCUGCCGCACCUGACUUCCGGACCGCCUGACUCUGGUAGGGACCUCAGGGCAGGCUGAGGGAGCGCUUCUCCUGGGCAGGAGAGCUGAAGGCAGAAGGGUGCCACCAUUCCCCACGUCCUCAUCCCCCUCCUCCCCACAGCAAGUGGAGGAAGCCAGCGGGACAGGCAUCUGGGCUGGGAGCUGGGCUGGGGAGGGGGUUGGGGAAGCAAGCAUGGAGCAGUGACUUUGGUUGAGUCUUAGUCUAUGAAGGGUGCCUUCCCUCUCCAGCCCCGGUAUCCAUAUCCUGGCCCUGGCUUCCUUCCCUAAGGAAAGUGUCCAUUCUGUGGCCUUCCCUUUUCCUCUCCUUUCCCUUCCACAGCUGUUCUCACUCAUCCUAACCUCCAGGCAACACACACUAAAUUAAAAAGCAAGUUGAGAAGCCCCUCCCCCAUCUACCCACAGUCCUAGCUCCCUCAAUCCCUUCCCCCAGCUGUCCCCAAAUAAAGCCCAUGUCCAUGGAAAA
Leptonychotes weddellii (Weddell seal) is the source of this 1296-nucleotide messenger RNA. RefSeq names its product Rho family GTPase 2 (gene RND2). The record is from RefSeq and is a predicted model, not a curated record. Gene Ontology annotation, biological process: small GTPase-mediated signal transduction. NCBI's taxonomy places the organism in Eukaryota, Metazoa, Chordata, Mammalia, Carnivora, Phocidae. Gene Ontology annotation, molecular function: GTP binding; GTPase activity.